Molecule: messenger RNA, 1460 nt
Organism: Nanorana parkeri
Lineage: Eukaryota; Metazoa; Chordata; Amphibia; Anura; Dicroglossidae
Gene: AGPAT4
Product: 1-acylglycerol-3-phosphate O-acyltransferase 4
Exons: 9
Coding region: 95-1228 (377 amino acids)
Cellular component (GO): endomembrane system; mitochondrial outer membrane
Molecular function (GO): 1-acylglycerol-3-phosphate O-acyltransferase activity
Source: RefSeq, a predicted model, not a curated record
UGAUCCCUUUAGGAAGACAGUUGCAGACUGAAAGGUCUUCUCCUAAGUGGAUGAAUGGUCUUGGCAAAUAUUAGUCAUCAGCUCCUGGUGAAAAAUGAACAUCGUUGGCUUUCUAAAAUCUCAGUUCCUUUGUCAUCUUUUCAUCAGCUAUGUGUUUAUUGGAACUGGACUUAUCAUUAAUUGUAUUCAACUUUUAACUCUUCUUCUAUGGCCUUUUAACAAACAACUUUACCGGAAAAUCAACUGCAGACUUGCAUAUUGUGUAUCAAGCCAACUGGUGAUGUUGUUGGAGUGGUGGUCAGGCACUGAGUGCACUAUGUAUACUGACCUUGAAAACUACCCCAAAUAUGGCAAAGAAAACGCGAUAGUAGUUCUUAAUCACAACUUUGAAAUUGACUUUCUGUGUGGCUGGAAUGUUUGUGAAAGAUUUGGUGUUCUAGGGAGCUCAAAAGUCCUAGCCAAGAAAGAGUUGGCCUAUGUACCAGUAUUCGGCUGGAUGUGGUACUUCUUAGAGAUUGUUUUCUGUAAACGAAAAUGGGAAGAAGACCGGAAAACAGUUAUGCAAGCCUUAAGGAACCUUAGAGACUACCCUGAACAUUUUUGGUUUCUAAUUCACUGUGAGGGCACACGUUUCACAGAGAAGAAACAUGAAAUCAGCAUGCAAGUUGCAGAAGCCAAAGGCCUUCCCAAGUUGAAAUAUCACCUCCUACCCAGGACAAAGGGAUUUGCUGUCACUGUGCAAAGUUUGAGAAAUGUAGCCGCUGCCGUAUAUGAUUCCACACUGAACUUCAGAAAUAAUGAAAAUCCUACCCUACUUGGCAUAUUAAACGGGACGAAGUACCAUGCAGACUUUUAUGUAAGGCGAAUUCCUUUAGAAGAAAUCCCUGAAGACGAACAGGAAUGUGCCAGUUGGCUCCACAAGCUGUACCAAGAAAAAGAUGCCUUUCAAGAAGAAUACUACAAGACUGGAGUGUAUCCUGAAACUGCUAUUGUGCCUGCACGUAGACCAUGGACUCUUGUGAACUGGUUGUUCUGGGCAUCUUUGCUGUCUUACCCUCUAUGCAAAGUUCUUGCUAACAUGAUCAGCAGUGGAUCAUACCUCACACUGGCUAUGUUUGCGCUACUUAUGGUAAUAGUCUCUGUUGGAGUGCGGCAGAUGAUUGGCUUCACUGAAAUAGACAGAGGUUCCACUUACGGCAACCACGAAAACAAACAAAAAAAGACUUAACAGUAUUGAAUACUAUUAAGACUUUAAAAGGGAAAUAUUUUGAACAGUGACCCAGAAUUUGUAGGAAUGAGAAGUCUGCAUUGCCUUGAUGGUGCUUCUAGCACUCGCCUAGGUGACAUAUCAUUAUUUUGCUAGUGCAUCAGGAUCAGGGAAACCACCUAAUGUAUUUUAUUUUUAAACUGUGAUAACUCCAUCCCAUGGAUCUUCAAUUCAGACAAUGGAAAAAAUACUU